Ictalurus furcatus (blue catfish) is the source of this 2240-nucleotide messenger RNA. RefSeq names its product melanoregulin-like. Gene Ontology annotation, biological process: melanocyte differentiation; melanosome transport. The coding region runs from base 539 to 1042 and encodes 167 amino acids. The transcript is spliced from 5 exons. The record is from RefSeq and is a predicted model, not a curated record. Gene Ontology annotation, cellular component: melanosome. Lineage: Eukaryota; Metazoa; Chordata; Actinopteri; Siluriformes; Ictaluridae.
UUUUGUUUUGUUUAGGCUCAUAAAGCAGAGAACAUUCUUUCUAGCCUAACAUUUACAGCAGCAGUUGUGGUUCCUCAAAAAUUAUGUGGUGAGCUAUUAAAUCUCAGUAAUUCCACUGAAUGACUAUGCUUGUAUGCAAGACAUCUCUAAAUUAAUAGUCAUCUCAAAUAACUUAAUCCAGUAAUGUCCUCAUGGGGUGUAAACAAAUACAGUAUAAACAGCUUUGAAUGUUCUUGGGAAAUUUUUUUUUUUUUUUUUUUUUAAAGACCUUCCUGUUUGCUAUUGGUCUAGUAAGUGUUUAAACUGUGCAGUCACAUGGAAAGAGACACUCAUUAUCAAGUUAAGGAUCGUACCACUGAAAGAUAACAGCUAGAUCCGAUGCUUGUUUGGAUUGUACAGACACUAUUUUUUUAAGGGAAUGUAGAUGUGGGUCAGUACUGGAAGAACUAUUUGUUUUGAGAAGCUGAGCAAAGAUAACUAUAAUGUGCUGAUUGUUUAAUGGAAUAACUGCUCUGUACUGGAAAUCCUUUGAGCACAAAUGGGUGCAUUUUAUACUUCCUGUUGUCUGACGGAUCAAAAAGAAGAGCAGAAUGCUAUAUUAUGUUCCCAGUCCUGGAGUAAGGCCAGUGUGUCAAGUAAGAGUGAAGUGUGCAUGUCAGAAGUGGGGCAGGAGUGGAAGCUGUGGAAACUUCCUCAAACCUCCAGUUACAUCACUGAAGGGGAGUCGGACCAGGAGCUGCAGACUUUCAUCAUGAUGAGGAACCAAGUGGAUAAAUACACUGAGGAGUGGGAGAAGCUGAACUAUGAUAUACACACGUUGAGGUAUGCCCAUCGGGAAGUGUGUAUGCGCUGGAAGAAGAUUCUGCUUCUGCUGGGUUACCAGAGGGAGGUGGAUUCACUGUUAGCAGUGAAUAAGCAGAGUGUAAUGAGUGAUGGAGAGAAUCUGGAGACAGCCCAAGAGCUGCUGCACACAGUGUGUGAGGAGUCCAGCCUCUUCCCCAGCGGCAUAGAGCCCAACGACAGAUACCUCUUCGUCAUGUAACUACUUUAUCCUGGUCAGGGAUAUGGAUCCAGAGCCUAUGCCUGUAACACUGGGCAUGAGGUGUGAAUACACUCUAAAUGUGACACCAGUCCAUCACAGGGCACCAUGCAUACACACACACACACACACACUUCAUCACACCUAGGGGCAAUUUAGAGUGGCUAAUCCACCUACCAGUAUGUUUCUGGGAGGAUAGUAACCCAAACUCCGUAUCGACCCUAAAACUGUCAGGUAGCAAUGCUACUUGCUACACCACCAUGGAAAAGGACCCAAAAUGAAGAAACUACAUAAAUUUCCUUAAUUUGUGUAGUUUCAAUUCAUUGUUCAUAUUCUUAUUUUCACAAUAUUUUAUUUUUCUCAAAAUCAUAUACUAUGUAUAAAUCAAUGGUAACCCUAAAAUAUACCAGCAAAUGAAUGCAAGCAAAUUGUCAAUUUUUAAAAAUGUUGUUUAUUGCCACCUUCCAUGGGGUGUAAAUAUGAGUGUGCACACAUGUAAAAUCUCUUUGCCAUGCAUUACCAUGGGAAAACCCAGUAAGCUUUCAACACAGAACAUACAGAUGUGUUUGACCAGCAUAUGACCGUCAAAUAAUGGAUAUAAAAUUACACAAGCAGUUUAAAAAAUAUUUAUACAUGAUUUGGGCCAUCAUAAAAACUCAAUUCAAAAGUUUGGAACAUGAGAGAUGAGACUAUAUAAUAUGUUGUUUUGGUUUUUUUUUUAAACUAAUGUUUGUGCCUUUUGCAGGAUCGCUUGGUCUCUUUGGACAGUGCUGAGGACUUUGUUAGAUUGGCCAAGGAGAAAUAUCCCAGAACCAAGCUAUGAGAGUGACACUGAGACUCAAUAGGUUUUUGAGUGAAAGUGCAUGUGUGUACUUGUAUGUGAGGUGAGGUAAGGCAGGAUUUCUAUCUGACUGAAGGUGAAAUGCAGAAAUGUUCACUGGGACUUAACAGGUCUUGGGCAAAGCUAGAAUACACAGAUUUGAUGCUAAAUAGCAGGGGUUUUUUCUGCAACUGUCUGAAGCCUGCACAUAUUGCAUCAAUCAGACAUUGGACUUCUGAUUGGAAGGUUAUGAGUUCAAACACAGCACCACCAAGCUGCCACUGCUGGGCCCUUGGACAAGACCCUUAACCCUCAACUGCUGAGUUAGAUUAAAAAGAAAGAGACAUACAUGUAUGUUAUUUUGGAUAAGGUUGCCUGCCA